AUGACUGGCUUACCAGAAAAUAUGCAGCGUAUUAUCACACCACGGUAUGAACAAAUUGUUAAUGAAAUUGACCUAUUAUACCAUCGCUCAGAUAACGGCCUUUUAGCAAUAAGUCAACGUUUGGGAGUACAAAUAAUGGCACCGAAUAAAAAAAUUAAUAUUUUAUUAAUUGGAAAUCAUUCAGCUGGUAAAUCAUCGUUAAUCAAUUGGUAUAUUGAAGAUAAUGUUCAACGAACAGGAGUAGCAAUUGAAACACAGGGUAUUUCAAUAAUUCAAAGUGGAAAACGACGAGAAACGCUAAUGGGUCCAGCAACAUUACAUUUGUUUCCGUAUUUACAUCCAUUAUCAAAUAUACAUGGCUUACUCAAUUAUUUAACAACUGAAAUAAGUUCGUCUAAACAAAGAAAGUUCCCUAUGGUGACAUUUAUUGAUACACCAGGUCUGGUUGAUGGUCAAAUGGCGUAUCCAUUUGAUGUCGAUCAAGCAAUUUUGUGGUUCGGUCAUCAUGUUGAUUUAAUAUUCGUGUUAUUUGAUCCAAUUGGUCAAGCACUUUGCAAAAGAACAUUAAAUUUAGUUGAAAAAUUAAACAAAUUUAAUCCUGAGAAAAUGCAUUAUUAUUUAGCUAAAGCUGAUGAAGCAGGCACAGAUCGUGAUCGUCAUCGUGUUUUAAUGCAAAUUGUUCAAAAUCUCUGUCGACAACCCGAAAUAUCAAAAACAUCAUUUGAUAUGCCAACAAUAUAUUUACCUGAUUUAGCCAAAGAAACACGUUGUACAAAUCAAAUAAAUGAAGUUUGUACAACAAUUGAUCAUGCUGUAUUUAGUGGUGUUCAAAAAUCAUUGAAUACAUUGCAACUAGAUUGUAAAAAUUUAAUCAAAUGUAUAACAGAUAAAUUGAGUUCAGACGGAGUUACUCGUUAUCAUCAACGUCGUUGGAAUAUAAAAUUAUAUAUAUUUCAAUUAUUUUCAAUUUUAUUUUUGUUUCUUUCAUCUCUAUUAUUUAUUCGACGACAUGUAAUCUCAUGGUUUAAUGAUGAUACAUCCGCUAUUCCAUCAACAUUUGCUUAUUUAUCAAUUUUAGAAACAGUAUUUACUCGUAUUGGUAAUGGAUUUUUUUAUCCAUCUGAUCAUCUUCUUUUGUUAUUUGCAUUCAUUAACCUUCUAUUAUUUUUUCUUGGACAAUUUUUUCUACGACGACAAUCACCAGUCUUAAGUUCACGCGAACAAAAAUUGUACUCAAAUUAUAAACAUUAUUUAGAGACAAAUGUUCUUGUCAAAGAGAAAGAAUUAUAUGAAAGUUUUUUGUCUGAAACAAUUGAUUAG
Messenger RNA from Didymodactylos carnosus, 1320 nucleotides. Lineage: Eukaryota; Metazoa; Rotifera; Eurotatoria; Philodinida; Philodinidae. The record is from the annotation of a GenBank genome assembly.